AUGGCGCUGCUUCCCAAACGGUGGUACCGCUCUCGGCGCAACGCGGUCAUCGCGCUGGUCAUCGCCGGCUUGUGCGCGCUGUACUACAUAUACUCACCCACUGUCAUCACCGAACAGGACCUGGACAUUACUAGGAGAGCCGCUAUAAUAGAGUACAUAGAAAACAAGUUGCAGGAGGCUUUGAAACUGGACAAGGGCGCAGGCUGCGAGAUACCGAAGCUGGACCCGUUUUCUAAGGAGGUCACACAGUUCGACAAAGAGUUACCAAAGAUCAAGUGCAGAGGGCAGGACUGGGUCAAAUGCUAUCACUCGAAAUGCCGAGUGAUAGACGCUGUAAAAGAUCAACAUACAGACAUAACGUGUACAUACAAGGACAUCUUGUACCAUUCCGAUGUCAAAUAUACCAUCGGCCCCCCUACUCUAGUGGGGGGGGACGGGGUGUAUGAGUUGAAGGAGAGCGACCACGUUAAAGUCUCGUGUGUUGGAAGGAGGAAAGACAAUGACCAGAAAGCUGAUUGGUCCGGGAACACGUUAGGGUUCCGCCCCGCCCCGCCGCUCCCCUCCCCCCCGGGCCGGGAAGACUCCUUCAAUGUGGUCAUAUUUGGCUUCGACACGACCGCCAAGAAUGGCUUCAUCAGAAGAAUGCCGAAGAGCUGGCAACUGUUGAAGGAUCUAGGAUAUACUGUUAUGGAGGGAUACAACAUCUUGGGAGACGGGACCCCGGCGGCCCUGUUCCCGAUCCUCACGGGAAAGAACGAGCUAGAACUACCCGAUGUUAGAAAGAGCAAGCACAACAACGGCAGCCUCGACUCCUUCCCUUUCAUAUUCUACAAGUUGAAGCAGGACGGGUACCGCACAGCAUACUUCGAGGACAUGCCAAACAUCGGCACCUUCCAGUACCGGUUCAACGGGUUCCGCCGCCAGCCGGCCGACCACUACCUGCGCCCCUUCUACCUCGAGGACCUGAAGACCAGACCCUCGACCUCGAGGUGGUGGAAGGCGCAGAAAUCAUACUACUGUCUCGGCGACACGCCGCAGUUUAAAGUUAUGAUGAAUAUCACUGAGCAGUUCCUGGAGUUGGGCGGCAAGCGUUUCAUCUUCACGUUCAUCGCGGACAUCACGCACGACGACUUCAACCUGAUCGAGAACGCCGACGACGACACCGCUGCGUUGUUGCGCAGCCUCGUGUCCAGGGCCGAAGAUACGCUCACAGUCGUCAUGGGAGACCACGGGCCUAGAUACGCGAACGUCCGCGACACCCUUCAAGGCAAGUUGGAGGAGCGCCUCCCCCUCCUCGCGCUCCGCCUCCCCGAGCGCCUCGCCCGCGCGCGGCCGCACGCGCAGCGCGCGCUGCAGCACAACGCGCGCGCGCUCACCACCGCGCACGACCUGCACGCCACUAUACUCGACGUGCUGGACAUGACGCAGCACUGGAACCCGUAUAAAGUACGGGGGGCGGACUAUACUAGAGCACUCACUAUGUUGGAACCGAUCCCCCGCAACCGCUCGUGCAGCGAGGCAGGCAUCGAGCCCCACUGGUGCGCUUGCCUCGCGUGGCAAAACGUGUCCACCGACGACCCGUUCUACCAGAAGACUGCACAAGCGCUCCUCGACUACAUCAACUCGCUAGUCGCCACUGUCGGGAACCUGUGUGUGCCCCGGAGCCUGACCUCGACGUCUUGGGUGCUCCGCCAGCGCGCCAACAGCAGACUCCUCGCGUUCAAGAACGCGCGCGAUGUCGACGGCUAUGUUGGCCACUUUGACGCCAAAACCAAAGUGGCCAAUGAGAACUAUCAAGUUAAGAUAGCAGUGGGCCCGGGCCACGGCAUCUACGAGGCCUCGAUGACGUAUCUAGUCAAGGAAGACACGUUCACAAUACACACGAGGGACAUAUCUAGAACUAACGCUUACAGGAGCGAGCCAGACUGCAUCAGCAAAACGCAUCCGCACCUGAACCCGUACUGCUACUGUCGCUGACAUCCACCUAUAGGGCGGGAGAUACUUUAAUAACAUUACGUAACCUUUGGUAACUAGUUACGAAUUGGAAAUAAACCUGGUUCGUAACUAUCG
Molecule: messenger RNA, 2070 nt
Organism: Cydia amplana
Lineage: Eukaryota; Metazoa; Arthropoda; Insecta; Lepidoptera; Tortricidae
Exons: 13
Coding region: 1-1977 (658 amino acids)
Source: RefSeq, a predicted model, not a curated record